Messenger RNA from Lineus longissimus, 2552 nucleotides. Its product is annotated as medium-chain acyl-CoA ligase ACSF2, mitochondrial-like. Bases 233 to 2038 code for a protein of 601 amino acids. The transcript has 13 exons. Gene Ontology annotation, molecular function: medium-chain fatty acid-CoA ligase activity. Gene Ontology annotation, biological process: fatty acid metabolic process. The record is from RefSeq and is a predicted model, not a curated record. Lineage: Eukaryota; Metazoa; Nemertea; Pilidiophora; Heteronemertea; Lineidae.
UAUACAUAUUCGGUCGAGAUAUUCCCGGUCGAGUGGAAUGGGAACACCCUAAGUAAAAAAAUCAACUGGUUAGUCAAUUGACUUUUCAUUUCCUGUAAUAUAAUACGUGCAAAUUUGUUUGCAAUGAUCACCUUUUUGCCUGAAUGUGAAGAAUCGAGCGCCACUUCAAAGUGACAGGCCGGAUAAUCUACAUGAAAAGACGAAGGAAUAAAUCUUCAUUGAUAUCGAGACUAUGGCCUGGAGAAAUAACCUCAAGUGGUCGGUCAGGAAGACAUGGCUUUAUCCAUCCAGAAAUGUCGGUGUGCAAACAUCCCCCUAUCUAGUAAAAGAUACGACCAAAUUGAGCUACAUACAUGGUACUUCAGACAAGCCGUUACUGGGAAUGACUAUUGGUCAGUUACUGCAAUCAAAAGCCAACCUUCACCCUGACAGAGAGGCGUUCGUGUUUCAUAAAGCUGGCGUGAGAUGGACGUAUGGGCAGCUCAAUCAGAAGUGCGACGAGCUGGCGGCAGGAUAUCUGCGCCUCAACAUCGGGAGGGGUGACCGAGUAGCUGUUCUGGCCCCAAACGUCCCGGAGUACAUCUUAUCCCAAUAUGCUUUGGCACGGAUAGGGGCAGUCAUGGUCUGCAUCAAUCCAGGGUAUAAAGAGUGCGAACUUGCAUACGCCCUGAACAAGGUCGGUUGUAAGGCAAUUGUGGCUGCAGAGAGUUUCAAAGCGCAUGAUUACCAUGGGACUCUAUCCGCCAUUAACCCAGAGAUGGAACGCUGCGUACCCGGCGAAUUAGACAGCAAAAGAUGUCCUAAUUUAAAAACAGUCAUAAUUAUUAGUGAAAAAUCACACCCUGGAACGUAUCGGUUCCAAGACGUCCUGGGUACGGGGCACGGGAGUCAUAUAAACGACGUCCACAACCUGCAGUCCAAACUGAAUGUGGAUGAUGGAAUAAAUAUCCAGUAUACUUCGGGCACAACUGGCCAUCCGAAAGGUGUUGUCCUAACCCACCACAAUGUCGUGAACAACGCCUACUUCAGUGGAAAGCGCAUGGGCCACCAUGAAAAGCCCUCACGUCACUGCUCCCCAUAUCCUCUCUUCCACUGCUCUGGCUUGACGUUUGGGAGCCUUCUUGCCGUGGCCAAUGGGGGCACGUUGGUCCUUCCAGCGCCCAGCUUCGACCCCGUAGCCACAUUGGAAGCGGCCGAGAAAGAGCGCUGCGACGCCCUCUCGGCUGUUCCGACCAUGUACAUAGAUAUGCUGAAGCAGGCGAAGAAAAAAGAAUAUGACUUAUCAAGGCUGCAAACGGGGAUCAUAGGAGGUGCACCCGUCCCUGAAGAACUUUCAAUACGAAUUCGAGAAAGGCUCAAUCUGACUGAUCUCACACUUACCUAUGGCUUAACUGAAUGCAGCCCAGCCAUCUUUCAGUGCCCCAUCGAUUGUCCAGUUGAACUAAAACAUAGAAGUGUCGGCAUGCCCGGGGAUCAUGUGGAGGUGAAAAUAAGGAAUGAAAGAGGUGACACGGUGCCGCUAGGAGAGGUUGGCGAGAUAUGCGUCAGGGGUUACAACGUCAUGAAAGAAUAUUGGGGUGAUCCUCAGAAAACCAGGGAGGCGAAAGACGAGGAUGGAUGGUUUUCCACCGGGGAUCUAGGAAAGCUUGAUGAAAAUGGUUACGGCUACGUAAUGGGGCGUAUAAAAGAUAUGGUGAUCAGGGGAGGGGAGAACAUCUACACGGCAGAAAUAGAGCAGUUCUUCCACACCCAUCAUAAAGUUGAUGACGUCCACGUGGUUGGUGUCCCUGAUGAACGUCUGGGCGAGGAACUUUGCGCGUUUGUGCGACUGCACAAGGAUACGACGGCAACUGAGGAUGAGAUGAGGCACUUCGGUCGAAGUCGGAUUGCUCAUUUCAAGGUUCCGAAAUACAUGUUCUUCACCAAAGAAUUCCCAAUGACUGCCAGCAAUAAAGUACAGAAGUUCAGAUUGCAGGAAAUUGCAAUUCGUCUGUUGGAAGAAAAUGACAUUGGCAGAGAACGCACCUCAGGUGUCUGAAAUGAUGCUCCCCUGGCAAGAUGUCUGACAUUAUGCCCUCGACGAUUAUGCCUUUCAGAACUCUUUCGUUGCCGCGAUUGGAGCGAACAGAUGUGUACAUAUAUCUAGUCGGCCUCUCGUGAUGAUUUCAACGCUUUGAAAACAGAAAGGAACUCCAAUCAUUUAUCUUGAUAUUGCAAAACCUCACUAAAAACAAGCACCAUCGUGCCCAAAAGAGAGCGGAGCUAUAUGUCAUAAUUUUGAGGGGAAAGAUGGCAUUCCAACGAGGGCGGCUGGUAACAAAAUGGACAUUGCUGUAAAUGAUUUUGCUUGUUCCCUUGUUACGGGUCUGCUACGGGUUUGCUCAAGACUACCGAGUUCUUACGGGUCUCCCCCGCAGGAAGUCACCUUUGUUUCUAUGCAGGAUCCAGAGACCUUCUUUCUUCAUUUACAUGUAAGCUUACCUUUAGGGUUUUGUUUAUUUAUAUCUUAAAAGGCAUUGUGUAUGAAGUUGGCGAAAAUAAAGAUAGUAUUG